AUGAACAGGACCCUUGGAGAAAAGACAAGGACAUUGCUAAUGCAGAGGAGACUACCCAAGAAGUUCUGGCUGUAUGCGAUCAGAGCUGCAGCAUUCAAAAUAAACCUCACUCUGAGUGUUGAUAAUGAAUUCCCUUAUCAAGCCAUGUUUGGCAAGUCACUGGAGCAAGCUUUAAGACUCCUACAAGUGUUUGGUUGUCUGGCAUGGGUAAACAUACCCAAAGUCAAACGGGACAACAAGAAACUGGACCAUCUAGAGAGAAAGGGCUGGCUAUUCUACAGCCUGGACUAUAAUCUGAACAUAUUCUGGAGCAAUUCAGCAAAAUUCAUGGAAUCAAAGUGCUGGUCAGACAGAAUGGAGUGGCAACUGGUUGACACAAAGGUGCCCCCAGCGAUGAUGACAGAAGAGAAUUUUGAAGAUCUAGGAUAUAACAAAGAAAAUAUAUUCGACGAAACAGAUGAAGGGCCACUACAAGAAUACAUGGAUAUGGAGACAGAUUCAGAAGAAAGAUUAAGUGGAGGAAUGGUGGAGGUGAUGGAACAAGGACCAAUUGCUGAAGCCCAGAUUGACAGUAAAGCUUUUGGACUUGUGGCGAUGCAACCAGAAUGGAGAAAGAACCUGGACCCAACCAUACAUGAAGCAAUGAAUGGAGAAGACAGAAAGCACUGGGAAGAAGCCAUGCAAAAGGAGCUGGAUGGGUUAGAAGCGAUGGGCACAUGGGAGAUCGCCGACCUCCUGAAGGGUGCAAACACCAUCGACAUGUGUUGGGUACUCAAGAUCAAAACCGAUGCGAACCUUGUGCCGACAAAGUUCAAAGCCCAGCUCAUGGCAUGA
Molecule: messenger RNA, 834 nt
Organism: Ustilago hordei
Lineage: Eukaryota; Fungi; Basidiomycota; Ustilaginomycetes; Ustilaginales; Ustilaginaceae
Exons: 2
Coding region: 1-834 (277 amino acids)
Source: RefSeq, a predicted model, not a curated record